AAGCCAUUCUUUAUAACACCAAGGAAGAAGAACCUCUCCCUAAACCCUUAACAGCACGCCAAAUUAUUCAAAAAACUCUCAGUUUAGAAAAACAUCUAAAGACAAUUUUGGCCAAAGGAGGCUUAAUGGAUGCACUGGCCCGCAAUAAUUUAAAAGAUGAUUGUCGUAGUUUGCAAAAUAUUUUAAAGGAGGCGAUUCAUGACUAA
Messenger RNA from Racocetra persica, 206 nucleotides. NCBI's taxonomy places the organism in Eukaryota, Fungi, Glomeromycota, Glomeromycetes, Diversisporales, Gigasporaceae. The record is from the annotation of a GenBank genome assembly.